CAGCAAUCGGAGUUUGAUGAGCGAGACGGUUUCACGGGAAUACGCUCGAGUCCGAAAAAAAAAAAAGUUAGCUGGCUAUCUAAUUACUUCUGUCUGCAUCAGGACAGGAAUCGAGUGAUAUGACCGCAGGAAUGGAUCUGAAAUCGCCGCGUUUAUGUUACAUUUUUAUGAUUGUCAUCUCAGGUGCAGUGCAUGGGCUACAGAUCACCUCCACAGGACCCACUUCUAUAGAGAUGGCCAGUGGUGGGAGUGUGAAACUGGACUGCCAGUUUAGCCUUGCCACUCAGGACGCAGGACCCCUGGACAUCGAAUGGAGUCUUCAGCCUUCUGACAACCAGAGAGAAGAGAAAGUGAUAAUCUUGUACUCAGGUGACCGAGCCUAUGACGACUAUUACCCUGCUCUGAAAGGCAGAGUUCACUUCAACAGCUCUGAUCCUAAGAAAGGCGACGCCUCCAUUAACCUCUUGACGCUUCAAGCAUCUGACACAGGCACUUACCAGUGUAAAGUGAAGAAGGCACCUGGCAUUGGCAGUAGGAAGGUGCUGCUCACCGUUAUGGUCCGUCCCUCUACACCCAAGUGUUCCACAGAGGGGUCUACUUAUAUUGGAGACAAUGUUGUACUGAAAUGCAAGUCCAGUGAUGGCACUAGUCCACUACAGUACAUUUGGGACAGAAUCAGUGGAAAUAAACUACUUCCAGCAACUGCUGUUACAGAUCCUGCAUCGGGUACAAUCAGCAUGCGUAAUGCUAGUGAGGCGAUAUCUGGAACAUACCGCUGUACUGCCAAGAACCGGGUGGGCACAGACGAGUGUGUGCUGCAGCUCAAAGUCAUACAACAACCCAACACUGCUGGUAUCAUAGCAGGUUCAGUGAUCGGUGUGCUGUUGCUCCUUCUCCUAAUUGCCCUCAUCCUGUUCUGUUGUUGUCGUGCCCGCCACAGGAAGAAGUAUGAGAAGGAAAUCUCCUAUGAGAUCAGAGAGGAUGUGCCCCCUCCUAAGAGCCGGAUCUCCACAGCACGUAGCUUUGCCAGUGCUGGCAGCCAGCGCUCCUCUCUGGGCUCCAUGUCCCCCUCCAACCUCCAUGAGUACUCCAAGGCCCAGUAUGACAAGGUCCCCUCCGAGGAAUACGACCAGCCACCCAGCCAUGCGCCACUGCCCCCACCCAGCAGAAUGGCUGGACCCAACCUCAGCCGUAUGGGGGCAGUUCCUGUCAUGGUCCCAGCACAGAACAGAGAUGGAUCUAUUGUGUAGGGCAGCGUGGGUGUAGGAGACGGCCAGUGACGGUGCUGCCAGCGUAAACACACCAAAUAGCCACUGCCAUUCCCCCACAGUGAGCUUCUCUGAACUCUUGCUGAAACAUGAUUUUACUUCCAGAAGUUCAGCUGACAUGGAUACAGAAAGUCCUAGGACUCAAUGCUCAGAUAUAUGAAGGUGGACACACUCAGUUCUGCAUUGUAAAUUGUAUGCAUUACCUUUUUCUUUUUAAGUGUCUAGUGAGAGAUACUCUAACUGAUCAGACUCUGCCUUUGCCUGUGAAAUUACAUUUAUUCCAGCAAUAAAACUAAAGAUUUAACUGAUGCAGAUCAUGAACCUUGUUUCUGCAGCAGUCUGUAUUGCACUGCUAGAUUGAAAUCCAACAAUUGGGAUUAGAAUGUUCAGUCCAAAUCAGUUUAAUCCUCUUCAAAUGCCAUUUAAGACUUUAGCUUUUUCCAGUUUUCUCCCCCCCAAGUUAAAAUCUUAAUUAAGAAAAUAUUCUCCUAUAGGUUUUAUGUUGCCAUCUGCUCAGUUUUGUAGGUUUACCGUGUGACACAUCAUCAUAGAUAGAAACACUAAUAGACUAAACUUUCCCCCUUAUAUAGAAAUUAUUAUUGUUUUUUUUUUACUUUUUCAUCUUUCAGUGCCUGAGAGCUCUUGAGGUGUGCCAUAGUGAUUAACAACUUGACUGGUCACCGUUAAUUUCUGGUCACCUGUUAGUUAAUUUUUGCUUGGAUUUGCUUGUGAUCCCAUUCCAACUCAUGGUGUACAUUAUGGAUAAUUGAAGGCUGAAGUUGAAUUUAAUGGUUUUAAAAGUCUCAGACAAGAUGCCCUCAACAGGAUGGUCCAUGAAGCUUCUGAUUCUAGAGCCAUGUUACCCAAACCUGAAAAGAGUCACCUCAAUAUCUUUGUGCAUCUGUGGGAGUAUGAGGGUGAGUGGGUGUCAUAAAUUUGUUUUACACUUUAUAUGACGGUAUAUGAAAUGUUUAUGGGGGAAAGCUGUAACCAACACACAAAAUGUAUCACUACAGUAUUUUGUUUGUUCAAGUGACUCUGUAACCAAGUGUGAAAAGUCCAGAAGGCAUCUCCAUAUAGAAUACUAUUGAUACCUGUAACAAAGUCCCUCAGAAAUCUCAUACACAAGAGCUUUUGUGGUUUUGUUUGUGCUUACAGCAAACAUUUCAGAAUUCAUCAGUCCCAACUCUCAUUGUAGGAUUUCUGUAACAGUCAUCAUAGGGUUCCCUUAACCCUAACACUCAGAGCAUAGGGUUUCUCCAACCCUUACACAGCCCUCAGUAUAAGGUUACCCUAACACAUUUAGCAUAGCUCAUUUGUAAGCAGAUGGUGACCUACCUGGCUCGCUUCUGGUGCCUUUUUUCCCCUGCUGGUUAUUGGGUAUCACACAACACAAGUAUUAAGUUCUGUUUAGUUUCUAACUCCUUAACUAACAACUUUAUAACAAUGUUAAACUACUAAUUUGGACAGAGACUAGUUUAGACUGAGAUUAUAACUGUAGGGAUGAGAGUUACUUUAUGCUAAUUAGGUCCUCCUGACUGUGUAUUAAUUUGUUAAAACAACCACUGACCAGUUAACUAGUCUUUAACUUGUGGCUAGUUAUUAUCUUCUGACUACUUGUACAGUUGCAUCUGAAAACCUACUAGUAAAUCUAGAAGUAGCAGUGCUGUUCAUAACCUCAUGUGUUAGUGUUGUUUUAUAGGCUAUGCACAUGACAUGUUAGUCACUGUGACUAUGCCCACCAAGUGGCAAAAAGACAGUGGCAGCAUUGGCGUUUAGUUUGAAUGCCAGGAAAAAAGAUCUAAUGUAUGAAACCUGUUGUGCAAUAGACUGUACAAAUAGAUUCAGGAAGAAUUCGGAGCUAUCUUUUUACAGAGUGCCGGAAGCUAAAGUAAAGAUGACCAUGUUUGCUAUCAAGACAUGCCCAGUCUAGACAACUAGCCAGAUAACUAGAAUUGGAAGUUAUACUUGGAACAAGGAAAAAUUAAAGUACUCAGUGACCCCAAGAUAUUUUGUACAUUAGAUUUAAUGGUAACAUUGGAGAAGUUGUUUUAUCUGCAUAAAUACAUAACAUUAUUGAGUGGCAUUGUGAGGUGCAAAGUAGGCCUAGUUAGGUAAGGUUUUUCAAAUACAAGCUGUAAUAUAAAUGUUUGUACAAACCUAUCCAUAUAUUACCAGACUAUCCAUGCUUGUCCUAAAUACUUAAAUUUCACCAAUAAAUCCUGCCUUGUAGUAUGACCCAAAUGUCAGUGUAGUGUAUUUCCCUAGCAUUGAAAUCGAAAUCAAUAAUUAAUUGGGAUAGAUUGCUGUCAAGUCAAACUGCCUUUAAUUUAAGCACAGUAUUGUUUUUCAUUCCUCAUUACACCUAAAUGUUUUGCCCUCCAAGUCUGACGGGGGUGGAAUUCUGACAGAAAAGUGACAUCAUUGCAUACCCUCUAUUGUAGUGGUGUGUUGUACCAAAUACACUCUGACCAGGCAGGUUUAUAGUCACAGGCAUUCAGUAAAGCACAAUCUGAUAAUCCCUCAGUGUGUGUGUUUUGUUGUCCUUUUAGAAAUUCAUUCAGUCUUUACAAAAAUAGAAGCAUUUUCCAAAAAAGUCAAUGGUUUUCCAGUAGGCAGAGUUUCUGUUGACUAUGUAAAUAUAUUUACUGUAAUUCUGUUUGGAUGAUGAAAGGAUUUUUCCAGUGAAGUAUGUGUACAAAUCUGUACACUGGAUAGCACUGUAAGGUAAAACACAAGGUAAGAAAAUGAUCAUUUGGUGAGAGAAGGGUGAAGAACCACAGCUUUGAUUGCUUCCAUUGACCCAGCACUCACUUUGCUGGUACUAUUCUUACAAAGCAGCCUUGCCAAUUCUUUCUGAUUUAAGAUGUGCUUAAAGGUGUUGAUUUGAGUUUUUAUAAAGAGAGAUGGAAUCGGGUCUCUAUGAGCACUGAUGUACUGAUGCUUUGUGCUCAUGCUUGCUUGGCACAGAAUGUGUGUUCUGCUUGGAUUUUACUUCAGGGUAUAUUUCUGUAAAUUACAUACUGAGCGGGUUAUCAGUACAGAUCCUUUUAAAAGGAAAUUGUACAUUUCUUAUCUCUACUAAUUUAAACAUCUGCUAAUAUUUCCUAUAGCUGUUCACCUCUGUACUGAUAUUUUAGUUUUUUAAUUUCUGGUUUUCUCCUUUUUGUGUACAUUUUUUG
Messenger RNA from Electrophorus electricus (electric eel), 4450 nucleotides. It is a transcript of the gene cxadr, whose product is annotated as CXADR Ig-like cell adhesion molecule. Lineage: Eukaryota; Metazoa; Chordata; Actinopteri; Gymnotiformes; Gymnotidae. Gene Ontology annotation, molecular function: cell adhesion molecule binding. The record is from RefSeq and is a predicted model, not a curated record. Gene Ontology annotation, cellular component: intercalated disc; bicellular tight junction; basolateral plasma membrane. Gene Ontology annotation, biological process: homotypic cell-cell adhesion.